UUAUCUAGUCAGAGUGAAGUCAUCACAAGAGUUGUUCAGAGACUGUGUGAAAAAAGAAAGAAGAAUGUCCUUGCAUAUGGAUACUCCUUACUGGAUGAAAACAGUUCUCAUUUCCAAAUCAUGCCAUCUUCAAAUAUAUACAGCUACCUACCGAAUACUGCAACAGAAACUAUUCGUAUCAGUGGCCUCUGGGAAACACUGCUGAGCAGGAUAGGGGACGAUGUGAUGAUGUAUUUGUUGGAACACUGUGCAGUCUUUAUGCUGGUUCCCCCUAGUAAUUGUUAUCAAGUUUGUGGGCAACCAGUUUAUGAACUUAUUUCACAUAGUGUAGACUCAUCCCCAGUGUUUGUUAAACAAAGGUUUUCAAAGCAUAAACGUAGUAGCUUGCUUGACUAUAUGCAAAAAAGGCUUUUGUUUCACAGACAGUAUCUUUCAAAGUCACAUUGGUGGAAAUGCAGACAAAGCCUUGAAGCUAAUUACUCCAGCACGGGAAAUAAAAAAAGUAACAAGAUACAAAGCUCAGUGUCCAGUUAUCUGGAAAAACAGAGUAGCUCUGGUCUGUAUUUGUCAGCUGCAGCACCAUCUUUAAAAAGGAAGCUUGACAGGGAACAACUUGAAAUUCCAGCUAAGAGAGCAAAAGUAGAGGAGAAAGUGGGAGAGGAAAAGGCUUGUAAUCUAACUCCUGAUGUAAACCCAAGUAGCUCCAAGAGAUAUGAAACUGCUUAUGUAGCAUCACGUUCUGUAAGUCUCAUUAAAAAAAAGCACAUUUCUCAAAGAACUAACACUGAUAUGUCUGGUCCUUUAGCUCACACAUCUCGUGAUGGGAACAAGUUUGUGGCAGGUGAAUGCUCUUUUCUGCAAGGAGUUCAGAGUAACAAACCUUUAAAGUCUAGCAUUGAAAUGCAGGCAGAAUCCCAUAGGAAAGGAGUAGAGAUGCGUAUGUAUAAACCUCAGUUGGAUUCUGUACAAAUCAAACCCGUGGAGGGUAUUUCUUCAAAAUGCAGAAGACGGGAAAGUCCCCUAGCUCAUUUGGCAAAGAAAUUACCAAAUACACUCUUGCGUUCUGCAGUAUACAUUGACAGGAAGCUUCUUUUGUAUUCUCGCAGGAAUUUCCAAGAAUGUUUUCCUAAACUGUUCUUAUUGAAUCGCUUGCAGGGCUGUCAGGCAGGUGGAAGACGGCUUAUAGAAACUAUAUUCUUAAGACAAAAUCUGUUGGAGCAAAAGCAUAAGCAAAGUCUGCCACAUCACAACUGGAGAAAGAAGAGGUUGCCCAAACGCUACUGGCAAAUGAGACAUACAUUUCAGAAACUGUUAAAGAACCAUGGAAAGUGCCCUUACUUAGUUCUCUUGAAAAAAAAUUGCCCUGUGUGGGUAUCUGAAACCAGUGUGAGAAAAAAUGAGCUGUCUUGUCAGGCAGCCUUGUCUGGGGAAGCAGAGGUUCACGAGCAAGCAGAACAGUUUGAGAAAGAGCCUGCUAAGUGCGUGACAAGCAGCAGAAGUGCAUCUGUUCACACUGAUGUGCCAGACAACUCAAGUGCUCCUCUUCCAAAAUGUGCGCGUGGGGAGUCACAGAGUGAGGAGCAAAGCCCGGGAGAGGGGUGUGAUUCAGCCCUCGGGGACCUCCUCAAGCAGCACAGCAGCCACUGGCAGGGGUAUAUCUUUGUGAGGGAGUGCCUGGAGCGGGUCAUACCUGCUGAGCUUUGGGGUUCAAACCAUAACAAGUGCCGGUUCUUAAAAAAUGUGAAAGCAUUCAUUUCCAUGGGGAAGUUUGCUAAGCUUUCGUUGCAGGAGUUGAUGUGGAAGAUGAGAGUGAAUGACUGCAUGUGGCUUCGUCUAGUCAAAGGUGAUCACUUUGUUCCUGCCUAUGAACAUUGUUUCCGUGAAGAACUUUUGGCUAAAUUCCUAUACUGGCUGAUGGAUACCUAUGUUGUUGAGUUGCUCAGAUCAUUUUUCUAUAUCACCGAGACCAUGUUCCAGAAAAACAUGCUUUUCUACUACCGAAAGUUUAUUUGGGGCAAGUUACAGAACAUUGGAAUUAGAAACCAUUUUGCCAAAGUACAUCUACGUGCUUUAUCUUCAGAGGAGAUUGAAGCUGUCCGUCAAAAAACAGAUGCUCCUAUGGCAUCAAAGCUCCGGUUCAUUCCCAAAGCAAAUGGAUUAAGACCCAUAGUAAAAGUGAGCGGUGUUGUUGAAGCACGAACAUUCAGCAGGGAAAGCAGAGAAAAGAAGAUGCAUCACUACAACACUCGAUUAAAAAAUCUGUUUAGUGUGUUAAAUUAUGAACGGACUAUAAACACCAGUUUUAUUGGCUCUUCGGUGUUUGGGAAAGAUGAUAUCUACAAGACAUGGAAGAAGUUUGUUACAAAGGUUCUUGAAUCAGAUGGUGAAAUUCCUCAUUUCUACUAUGUAAAGGCUGAUGUGUCCAGGGCUUAUGAUACGAUCCCUCACAAUAAACUUGUGGAAGUGAUCUCACAGAUCUUAAACCCUGAGAAAAGAACUGUCUACUGCAUACGGCGCUAUGCUGUGAUUAUGGUUACCACAAGUGGAAAAGCCCGGCGGUUCUAUAGGAGACAUGUUUCUACUUUCAAGGAUUUUAUGCCAGACAUGAAGCAGUUUGUGUCCCAGCUUCAGGAGAAUGCCUCGUUGCAAAAUGCAAUAAUAGUUGAACAGAGCUUAACUUUUAAUGAGACAAGUUCCAGCCUGUUUACUUUUUUUCUUCAAAUGAUACAUAACAACAUUCUGGAGAUUGGGAGCAGGUACUACUUACAGUGCUGUGGAAUUCCACAGGGCUCCAUUUUGUCAACCUUACUUUGCAGCUUAUGCUAUGGAGACAUGGAAAACAAAUUGCUUUGUGGAAUACAGCAGGAUGGAGUCCUAAUACGUCUCAUUGAUGACUUUUUGCUGGUUACACCACAUUUAAUGCAGGCAAGAACUUUUCUAAGGACUCUAGCAACAGGUAUUCCUGAGUAUGGCUUUUUAAUAAACCCCAAUAAGACAGUCGUGAAUUUUCCUGUUGAUGAUAUCCCAGGAUGUUCCAAAUUUAGACAGCUGCCAGAUUGUCGUUUGAUCCCAUGGUGUGGUUUGUUAUUAGAUAUACAGACACUUGAGGUUUACUGCGAUUACUCCAGUUAUACUCGUACUUCUAUCAGAUCAAGUCUUUCCUUCAAUUCAAGUAGAACAGCUGGGAAAAACAUGAAAUACAAAUUGAUUACAGUCCUCAAACUGAAAUGCCAUUGUUUAUUUCUUGAUUUACAGAUCAACAGUCUUAGAACAGUUUUCAUUAACAUCUACAAGAUAUUUUUACUUCAGGCUUACAGGUUCCACGCCUGUGUUCUCCAACUUCCAUUCAACCAGCAAGUUAGAAACAACCCUUAUUUCUUCCUAAAGAUCAUCUCUGAGACUGCAUCAUGCUGCUAUUCUAUCCUGAAAGCAAAAAACGCAGGGGUUGCUUUAGGUAACAAAGGUGCAUCUGGAGUGUUCCCUUCUGAGGCAGCAGAAUGGCUCUGCUACCAUGCCUUCACUGUCAAACUGGCAAACCACAAAGUUGUUUACAAAUGCCUGCUUAAGCCCCUAAAAAUCUGUAAGUAUUUGAUGAUUUUGACA
Molecule: messenger RNA, 3603 nt
Organism: Pterocles gutturalis (yellow-throated sandgrouse)
Lineage: Eukaryota; Metazoa; Chordata; Aves; Pterocliformes; Pteroclidae
Gene: TERT
Product: telomerase reverse transcriptase
Exons: 15
Biological process (GO): telomere maintenance via telomerase
Cellular component (GO): telomerase catalytic core complex
Molecular function (GO): telomeric repeat DNA binding; telomerase RNA binding
Source: RefSeq, a predicted model, not a curated record